This is a messenger RNA of Pseudocercospora fijiensis CIRAD86, 652 nucleotides long. RefSeq lists its product as uncharacterized. Gene Ontology annotation, cellular component: U4/U6 x U5 tri-snRNP complex; nucleolus; small-subunit processome. The record is from RefSeq and is a predicted model, not a curated record. Gene Ontology annotation, molecular function: RNA binding. The transcript is spliced from 2 exons. NCBI's taxonomy places the organism in Eukaryota, Fungi, Ascomycota, Dothideomycetes, Mycosphaerellales, Mycosphaerellaceae. Bases 108 to 482 code for a protein of 124 amino acids. Gene Ontology annotation, biological process: mRNA splicing, via spliceosome; maturation of SSU-rRNA.
CAACUUUCCAAGGCAGUGAACUCAGACACGGGCGAGCCUUGCCAGACGCCCACAUCACGGCCACUGCGACCUCCCACUAUUCGCGCUCCACCCCAGACCACCAAAAAAUGUCUGAAUCCGCCGCCUGGCCAGUGGCCGACUCUGCUUUGACGCAGGAGAUUCUCGAUCUGGUGCAGCAGGCCUCGCACUACCGCCAGCUGAAGAAGGGUGCCAACGAGGCCACAAAGACCCUCAACCGCGGUAUCAGCGAGAUCGUGAUCUUGGCAGCAGACACUACUCCUCUCGCUAUCCUGCUCCACCUGCCACUGCUCUGUGAGGACAAGAACACGCCAUAUGUCUACGUUCCUUCCAAGAUGGCGCUCGGUCGCGCCUGCGGUGUCUCCCGAGCUGUUAUUUCCUGCAGCAUCACGUCAAACGAGGCCAGUGACUUGAACAAUCAGAUUCGCGCGCUGAAAGACAAGGUGGAGCGUUUGAUGAUCUAAGAGAAGGCGAGUGCAAUCUUGAUACCAAUGAAAAGUGGACGGGAAGCACGGUGCGAUGCCUAAUGAGCUGGCCGCGAGAAUUGAGAGGGCGCCAGAGACUUUUUUUGGGAAGAUGCGUGGAUAGAAGAAAUUCAAAUGAGAUCAGCUUGCAAAGGCUUGAAAUUUGGGAG